Messenger RNA from Petromyzon marinus (sea lamprey), 2254 nucleotides. Its product is annotated as ras-related protein Rab-2A-like. Lineage: Eukaryota; Metazoa; Chordata; Hyperoartia; Petromyzontiformes; Petromyzontidae. The record is from RefSeq and is a predicted model, not a curated record. Gene Ontology annotation, molecular function: GTP binding; GTPase activity.
CUAGAAGUAGUCUGCGCAUGCGCAGGAGUUGUGUGGAGUGGUGAAGCCGAUCGUGCCGCGCGGGGUGGUCGUGCGCUCGAGUUGCGGCGUCGGCGUUCGGCGUCGCUCUCCCUUCCCCCGCCGUCUCGCCGCCGUCUCGCCGUCAUGUCGUACGCCUACCUCUUCAAGUACAUCAUCAUCGGGGACACGGGGGUGGGAAAGUCGUGCCUGUUGCUUCAGUUCACAGACAAAAGAUUUCAGCCGGUCCAUGACCUCACCAUCGGCGUUGAGUUUGGGGCCCGCAUGAUCGCCAUCGGCGGCAAGCAAGUCAAGCUGCAGAUCUGGGAUACGGCCGGGCAGGAGUCAUUCCGCUCCAUCACGCGCUCGUACUACCGCGGGGCGGCCGGGGCCCUGCUCGUCUAUGACAUCACCAGGAGAGACACGUUCAACCACCUAACAGCGUGGCUGGAGGACGCCCGGCAGCACUCCAACUCCAACAUGGUCAUCAUGCUCAUCGGCAACAAGAGUGACCUGGAGUCGCGCCGCGAGGUGAAGUGCGAGGAAGGGGAGGCGUUUGCGCGCGAGCACGGCCUCGUCUUCAUGGAGACAUCGGCCAAAACGGCAGCGAACGUUGAGGAGGCCUUCAUCAACACGGCGCGAGAAAUCUACGAGAAGAUCCAGGAAGGCGUGUUUGACGUCAACAAUGAGGCAAACGGGAUAAAGAUUGGGCCGCAGCAGCUGGGAGCUACACCCAGCGCAGGGCAGGGUCGGCCAGCUGGGUCGACGGGUGGCAGUGAUGGGUGCUGCUGACUGCCUGAAACAAACAAACACACACACCUCAUGGACAACACUGCCAAUUUACAGUCCUGCACACUGCCACACUACACUUGAAAGCCUGCACAAAACUGUUGGGGCAUGCGCUGCUAGCUAGCUACUAUGAAGGCUGACACUGAAGGGGUGAUUUAGCACGCACCACACCCUGGAAACCUUUGUCUCCCCAAUGCCAUUGUUUACACAACAUACCAGGUAUUCACUUGAGGCCGAGUCAACCUAGGGGAGGUCCAGGACCAGCUCAACUGAUUUGUAUUGAGAUGUAUACUACCAAGCCACAGCUGGUCAUGAGGUAAGGGAAAUCCUCUCCUCGUGAAACAACCACCCCAUUAACUCGGGGCAUGUUGAGGUGAUGAAAGGCCCAAGAUGAGUUCAGAUAUUUGCCACUGAUGAUACGGGUGAACGGGAAUCAAACUUGGGUGGCCGGGGUUCGUAGCACCAGUGUGCUAAACACUGCUACCACUCCCAACCCAGCAGCCACUACACAUACCUGUAUUAGUUACCCCUGGACACAAAUUCUGUCGUGAUCCAGGCAAGGAAGUAACACACAUUUUUCCGUGAACUUAAACCUCAAAUCAUUCCGUGGACUUUUGCUGGCCUACAACGUUGCCUGUUAUGUAAAAGAAAAAGCCAGUGUUUGUAUCCUGCUACUGGAACUCGAUUGCCUGUCACAAUUACUUCUGUGCCUGUUCACCACUAAACUGAAAUCCCUCAAAUACCACUGUGUAGGUUUUCAAGGUCAUGCUGUAUAGCUUCCCAACGUUUUCAGAUUGUACUGAGUGUUGUUCGGCAUUGGUAUGACAUUCUGUUCCACGUGCUGGGAGCUUCAGGGACAUAAGCAGCUCGCUUUCGCACCAUGAUGCAGCAUUGCCGGCGGCUGCUGGUGGUGGUGCCGAUUGAUGCCGUUUGGCUCAGCUCUCUGACAUAGGCCAGCUGAUGUUGCUUUUGCUUUAUCUGGGUAACCGGGUUUCCUCCCAGACGAAGUUCACCGUUCGUGCACAAGAGGGUAAACAACAUGAGGUACAAGCUGAAAACAAAUUGGAGAAUUAUAUACCUUCAAUGGAAAUCCCGAACAGGAAGGGGACCCCUGACACCCCCACUCACAACGUAGGCCAUGGAGAGCACAACCCACCCACAUGGUCACUACAUCUCAAUGUAUAUUUUACUCAGAAUAUAAUUUUAAUUGUACGAGGUUUUUUUUAUGAUGCACUGAUGUACCUUUUAUUAAUAACGUCUUACCAGCUCACUCCUUCGGGGUCACACAUGGAGGGUGGGUUGGACACGGUCUCAUAGCGAGUCCAGCGCUCGCCAGUCCGCAGGCAAUGCCCCCCCCCCCCCCGCAGCUGAUAACGGUUGCUUUUGUUUACGUGAAGGUAUAUUUGUUGACUCGUGUGUUUCUUGUUUGCCUUUUUGUCAAUGAGUAUUAAAGCGUUAAGUUACUCAC